UAUACAACGUCCAGGUGAAAGUAGCAUUUUGUGUUUGUGAUACUAAGCUAAAUAUAUGAGCAGUCUGCUUUGUUUUGUUAUUGUAGCUGUUUAAUUUUAGUGUCGCUGGUCAGUUUAAGUUUUGUUAGCCUAAUUCACAACUCAAAACAUAUCCAUUAGCCUUCAAAAGGUGUCAUAUGAUGUGUCCAUUAAAACAAAUAGAAAGUGUUUAGUUGUAAUAUUUCUGAAUUACAAAAUAACACAAUGGGUCACACUAUGAGCAGAAUUUUGUCAGGGUAUAUCCCCGAGAGCAUAACUGACGCUUAUAAUGUAAGACUGUUUGGUCAUAAGAGAAAACGUAAAUAUUCUUCAGACGAAUCUAACUUGGAAGAAUCUCUUCAUUCUCCUAAAAGGUGUAAACUAUCCUGUACAACACAGUAUAUCUAUAAAGCAUUGUUUGUUGAUGGAAGGAACCAUGAUAUAGUCGUGGAGGCAUUAGGGAAGGAAUGGAAACUACACAAGGUGUAUUUGACUCAGAGUCCAUAUUUUCAAAGCAUGUUCUCAGGAUCCUGGAAGGAAAGUGACAACAAAUAUGUCAAAAUAGAAGUUACUGAUCCAAAUAUAACCAUUGAAUCACUGAAGGUGGUGUUCGGCUCACUGUACCUGGACGAAGUGACGAUAGAGCCAGCAUGUGUGGUGGGUGUUAUGGCAGCGGCCACACUUUUCCAGCUGGAUGGGCUCAUCGACGAGUGUCUACGGAUUAUGAUUGAAACCAUUAGCCCCCUGACAGCAGUCAGCUACUAUGAGGCAGCCAGCCAGUACGGGCUGCAACGCAUCAAACAAGCUACUGUGAAGUGGUUCUUGAUCAACCUCAUGACUUACUACCCCUUACACACCAGGCGACUGCGCCAGAUUCCAAUUGACUUGAUGGCAAUCCUGGUGCAAGACAAGGACCUGAUGGUCGUCCAGACAGAGUUCUGCCUCUACCUACUGCUCAGGUUCUGGGUUUUCCUCAAGUUGCAUCCAACUUGGAUAUGGGAUGGCAAUGCAGACAAGACACAGGUAUCUGAGUUCUUCCACAACCGUCCUGAUUCUUCGUCAUUCCUGUUGAGUCCAGAAGGGAAGGACUUUCUGCGGGUGUUUCAUGGUCUACACAUGGGUAGUUUGAUUACUCAGGAGCAGGACCUGCAGCUGCUGACCCAAGACAGGAUACUACCAGAGGGUUGGUUGUUCCCAGUGCUCAGCAAGGAAUGGGCCUACCUGCUGCGCAUAGACAACGGCAAUGACUCUGGCCCAAACAAUGACAAAGUAUCUGAUGAUGUGUUCUUCGCAUCAUGUGUGCGCUGUGGCCGGAUUCUGGAGAGCAAGGAGAGCAACACCUGGCGCUGGAAGGUAUUCAACUUUGGUCUGGACCUGGUAUGGUCCACACUCAACAACGUGUUGACUGUGCGACGGGCGACAGAGGACGUCACACUCAACGAUCACCGGCCCCGCAGAGUCAUGCUCAGAGUGAUCCUGACAACUCUGGAUGCACAAGGCCAGCCCAAACUCUCCCAGUCGUCAGGAGUGAUGUCUGUCCUGCUGGUGCGCAACAUUGAGGCCAAGAUCAUGGACUUGUGUCCUGAGUUUGAGGAUCCUCUCUAUGUCAGUGUCAACAUCCUCUCCAUCACGCCCAAAAUUAACAAAGCGGCACAGAAGACUUCGUAGAUCUGACAUCAAGAGGCUCUUUGAGAGUCUCUUCUUGUACCAGUGUUAUCACUAUGACAUUACACUUACAAAACGAAUUUUAAAUUGAUCAGACUUAAAACUGCCCAAUUAGAAAAAAAAACAACACACAGUUGAAAAGGCAUUGUUAUAAACACUUCAGUUAACAUUAAAUUAACUUGCAAUAAUUCAGAAACACUAUAGUAUUGUUGUGCCUAUUUAAAUAUGUGCCAAUGAAAUAAAAUGAGUACUUCUUGGUGACUUUUAAACAGUUUUUUUCUUUAGUUGCAUGUUUUAUAGUUUUCUAUAUUAAUGGAUGUAUAAAUGAAUAUGUCAUAAUUGGUUAUAUAAUAAUGUAAUGUAAAUAUGUUCAUAGUUUAAGGAUUUACUUCUGGUCUUAAAUAACUGUGAGGUCUUUGCUAAUCUCUUUUAGUAUUAAGUUGUUAUACCUGAAACCACAAGACUACCAUACCUUUUAUUUUUAAUGAAUUUAUAUUCUUGAGAAUUCAAAAGGCAUAUUUUGACAUGUUAAAUACCAUUUACUGGAAUAUUCUCUAGUCUAAUGGGAUAUCUCAGCCUUCCUAAAAAAUAAUUAGAUAAUUGUUGAGACAUUCUAAUUUUUAUAUAUUAAAAACAACUGUAACCAUCAUAAAACAUAUUUUCCAUGAGUUAAGUGCAGACACUAAUUGAGAUACUACUACAAGCAGCUGUGGAGAACACGUAUUUCAACCUUUAGUGUUUCACCAGCCUUAACUGAUAGGUUUCUUUGUCAAUUCUUAAUAUUAUAACUGCUCUCUAAAUAGUCAUGUUCAUUGCAUCAACUUACAUUAAAAAGCUGUUAUUGUCAUAACUAUUAAACCUUUUAACAAAUUGUGAGUAACAAAGAUCAAGUUAAAUUUUAGCACAGUUUCUAGUCUUGAGCUGAGCAGAGCAAUAUGGUCCUGUGUUAGCUCUAGGAGCGAAUGGAUUAUAAUGGUACAAAGUAAAACUGUUAUUGAGCCUUUUGUGGUAUUUUAGAUGUUGACACAUUAAUCUGAGAUACUGAUAAUUGUAUCUUUAAAUAGAUUUUCGAAUAACAAAUAGAAACCAGACAUUUCUAAAAUAAAUGUAAUGAUAUAUUUGGCAAAUUGUUUUCUUGUACUUGAUAUUUUAUGUCUGCCUUUCCUGGCAGAUAGUCUCAAGUGGGAAACCCCCUUCAUCAUAAGAAACCUUCCCUCUAAUGCAUCUUUAGUUUAUUUACUAAUCUCAUUAACAGUAGGUUUCCAAUAUACCCCCUCUCCAUAUAUUUGGGGCUGACCUUUUUUCAUUUUGAUGUUUUAUCAUUGGUUAAUCUUUUUAGAGAACAUAAUUAUUAACAAUAUAAUGUCAGCUAUUCUUUUAAAGGUUCAAGUUUAAAUCUAAUUUGGAAAAUGGAAAGAUCGUACGGUGUGGGGUCAUGAUGGUAAAACUCAGUAAAAUAGCAUCAAAGCUAACCUGGUAUAAGCCAUGGGUUAAGUUUAUGGGGAGGUGAUCAUAAUACUAUAAUAGUUAUAAGUAUAAGUUGCUUUGAUUAACUGAAAUUAGUCAUUCCAACACAGUCUUACUUAAUAUAAAAAUAAUUCUUUUCUUGGUUAGAUUUAUUAGUUUUUAACUUAGUUUUACAAAUUAACUUAGAAGUAGAUAAUUAGUUGGUUAAAUGGUACUCACUAAUGAGUUGUCAGGAGAUAAAUUUUAUGUUACUUAAAGUUGUGAAUUCCAUUUUUUAUAACAUUAGUUUUAAGCUUUGCAAGUCACCCGUUGUGUUUAUUAUCUAGUCUUGUUUCUUCCUAAUUUAGCUUAUGUUAAGAAAGAUUGUUUUCUGAUAAUUUUAUCAAGGAGUUGUGCUUAGUACAAAAUGUCUGUGGUGUAAUAAUCUUCCAUUCCUAGGUUUCUUCCAGUAUGUGUGGUGCCAAUUUAAGUUUUUAUAAGCUUUCUUACUUUUUAGUUACCAACUUAUCUGAUUGUAUACUAUUGAGAUGAAACGUGAAUCAAAAAUCUAUUGUAAAUAGAAAUAUUUAUUAUUUGUUUAAUAAAUGAUUAGUUCUGUUGUAAGAAAACUGACCGUUAUCAAGUUGUAUGAUAAGUCUACUUCUCUCCAUUCAUAAGUGACCUUUACAACAUUUUGAAUAUAGAGUAUUUUUUUGCUUGUAGUUUAUAUGAAACAGCAGUUUCCAUGUUUGAUUUGCAGUCAGCUGUCUUCAGUACCAACUCGAAUUGGGUAACUUUCAGUUAUGAUCUAAGUGGGCUUUUAUCUAUAACAAGACAUGUACUUUCAAUUUUGACUAGCCAAUUAAGUAAUAAAACUUUUUUAUAAAAAAGUAAAGAAAAAUAAUAUUUGUGAAUUUUAAUCUAUAAAAAUAUUAAAGUGACAUAAGUUAUAGACAUAAUUUUAGUAUUAUUGUAGGGGAACUUAUUUCAAUUGAGUUAAAGUCUAUAAGAUCAAGUGGUAAUAACAUUUUUGUUUUGUUUUUAUUGAACCAAUUUCUCUCUGUUUAAAUCAGCAAUGUCAAUUCUACAAAUUAAAUCAAAAUAAUAUAGUUAAAUUGUGUAAAUAAAGUAUAUACACCUUGAUAUACCAUGUUAAACCUUGAUCUCUGAUUGUAGAUCUGGUGUGUUGGUACAGUUGAACACCAGAUGUUUGAAGAAAUUUCCAAAAUUAUAUGCUUUGCUCAUGAUAUAUGUAUGAUAUAUUAUUUAACAUAUAUAUUUUUGAAAUAAAUGUAUUUAGAAACACAGUAAGUGCUUAUAGAACAAUUAUGAGAUAAAUGAAAUGUUUUUUUGAAGUUGUUCAUGAACUACUCUUUAACUUUAACUACUCUUUAGAAAUGGGAAUUUAUUAUUGUUAAAAAUCAAAGACAUAAAAAAUUGUUAAAAUUUCAAUUUCAAAAUACAUAUGGGCACGCACGCACGCGCGCGCGCGCGCGCACACACACACACACACACACACACACACACAGUAUAAAACUAAAUCUGCCUGCAGAAUGAUUUAGAUUUAUAUAUUUUUGCGUUCAUUUAUUAUCACAUAUUUUUUGAACUAUCAGGAAUUUAUUACAAAAAAUAGAAGUGGUAGAAAUAAAAAUGUAAGUGCCCAAAAGUAACUGAAUUUGCUUAUUAGACCAUAACAUGAGUAAACAAUAGUGUUAAAAUUUGUAAAAUUCAGUCACGAAACAAGGCCUCAAGAUGGACGUCCUUUUUUCUAAGAAUAAUAACAGUAAUUUCCAAUUUUCAUAAUUCAUAUUUAUUAUGGAAACAUAAACAGACAUGCAAUGAUAGGUCAGUAAGUAAAACAUUGUUUUUUCUAUUUCAUGUUCACUCACAAUAGUGUGGUAGUUCAGGUAUUUGCUGGAAAUUUUGUUUGUAAAUAUUUACAAAGAAGGUUAUAAAACAUCAAAUAUUAAUUAAAUUACAAAAAAUUAUUUAUUUUCUCUAUUGACAAUUCAUUUUUACAUUAUAGCUUUGAAAACCAACUGAUCAAAGACCACAUUUGUUUGACAUUCCAGGUCAGUGGAACUUAAACAAAAAAACAUUGUUUUGUAAAAAGAAUUGUUUUCUUGUAUUUACUAUGGUUAUUUAAAUGUACUUUAGCAAACAUAACCUAUUGAACACUGAAAUCUCUUCCUUCACUUAAUACAGACAAAUUUGCAACAUACAUCAAUCAUGCAUUUGAUUAGUGAAUUUUGAAAAAAGCACAUGAAGUAUCACACCAGAUCUAUGAUUAAAGGUACUGUAUAAGGAUUCCGGUUCACUAUGUUGUCACUUACUAUAAAAAACAUAACCGAGUCCGAGUAAAAUAAAAUAAACAACUUUAUUUAAAGUUUAAUUCAUCAAUAAGUAAACAUUAAUUGAUGAAAUAAUUCUGAUUUAAUAGAACAAUCAGAAUUUUGUUUGUUGUCGGAUAUUUAUUUCAAGGCAAUCCUUAGCCACGUUAAGGUACCAACAUUCUAUUUGGCGGACAGCUUAUGCAUUGCUUUGAAAAUUUGUACAGCAACUAGAUUACAUUAUAUAUAAAUUGACUCAAAAUUUGCUCAUAAGUAUGGCUAUUUUCAACUUCAAUUUAAUUAUUGCUUGUUUGCCUAUUACAGUAAUUAAUAACGUAAUAUCUGAAUAGAAUUUUAAUUAUGGAUGAAUGAUAGUAAUAGGUUUAGCUACAAAUGAAGAUUGCUGUUACGGGUUAUUUGAUUAGAAAAGAAAUGUUUGUUUAUGGUUCACCAAAAAACUGUGUAUUUUGUUUUAGUACAUUCUUGUUUUUAUAAAUUUAAAUAACAAGUACUUUUCUGAAAAAGUAUUUUGAGAUGUUUUAUGGACUAACAUCUUAUCCUCAGUUGCUUGUAUACUGAUUCUUGGCUGACAAAAUUGUUAAAAUAGACAAACCUAAUAAAAAUACAGCCACAUUGAAAUAAUAGGUUUAAAUUACACUGUUUAUCAUAGUCAGCUAUACUAAGUAAUGUAGCAUCUUCUACCGGUAAAUCUCACAAAAUGAAGUAAUUACAGUUUAAAGAUUUGUGUUUAUAAUUAUUCCAAAAUCAUUGUUUAAUUUGUCAUAACUAUUGUGAAGUAAUGAGAACAAAAUUUAAGCAGCAGAGCCGAAUUCCACUUCCUUAUAUUUUAUUGAUUAUUUUUAGUCAGGCAAACACAAAAUGUCAGUUUCUCUCACUAAUUAAUAUACAAACAUUGAGACGUAUAUGUAUCAGGAGUAAACAUUUUAAUAAUAAAUUAUACUUACAUAGUCAGUAAGUUUUGAUGGUUCAUAUUUUUGAAAUUAACACUUAUUUGUUUAAAAUAUUUUGCUUUGUCUAUGCUUUACAGAUAAUAAUUCAAUAUGCAAAUGAGAUAAAAAAUUUUUUGCCCUGAAAUAUGAUUUUCUGUGUGGCAGGCAUCAGGAAAAAACAAUAAAUAAUCAUAAUAUAUGAAACACAGAUAAUAAUAUCUUGGUUUUUAUAAACAUGAACAACUGGGAUAGAAUCGUGAACAAUGGGCACUGACGGUAAACUGCUCAAUCGGUUUUAGUUUAUAGAAGAUUAAAUAAAAUAAUGAAAAUUGGUAAUGAGUGAUAAUAACUAUAACAAUUAAAAACUAGUGGAAAGAUUAUUGAACAAUGUCUUUAUUGUUGUGUCUUUCUUUAUCUUUUAUAUUACGUAACAAAAUUAUAAUAGAACAAGUAAAAAGACCAAAAAAGGUCAAGCAUAUUAAAAUCGAUAGGUAAAAGUAUUUGGACAUUAUUCUAAACUAUCUUUUUUAAGUUUUAAUACCCCAGUUUCUCCUACUGAUCAUGGCAAGUGCUGGAAUAAUGUUUUUUUUAUACUGGGCGCAAAGUGUUGUAAUAUUUAUUUUUAAACUAUGUCCAAGGGACAAAAAUUUUGUCAUUUUGUGAGAUUAACCUUACAUGUUGUUUUAUUGUGACCAAUUUGACAACCAUAUAUUGGGUUACAAGUGAUUGAUGAUUAAGUAAUUUUAUUUGAGACAUGUUUUAUUGUUAAGUUCUUCGGAUUCAUGUAAGCUAUACUUAUAUGUGUUAACUAAAUAAACACCAUGAUAUUAUAUCAUAUGAAUGAGAUUUUUUAUUUAGUAUAAUUGUCAUUAUGUUAUAAUUUGUUGUAUGAUUAUUGAUUAGUUCAAUAGUUUAUGGAUUUUGGUGUUUGUGUUGAUUUAUUACCAGUGGUGUGAAAUUUGUUUACACAUGCAUACUUAUAUAUUUUGUAAGAUAAUUAAAUCCUUGGUUAGUUAUAUUUAUUUUGUUUUAAAUAACUAUAGUAGUAAAUAUGUUAUUAAUUUUAAUAACAAAAUCAGUUUGUCUUUGGGUUAUGCUUUUAGUUAGUAAUUGAGGCAGCGAUUUAUUAAUAAGUAGCAUUGUAUCCACCAUUAAUUAUAAUUUUCUCAUUUAAUUUAUAUGUUCUUAUAAUAACACUGAGCACAAUAUUAUAUCAUUGAGUUAUCAUCUGCUUGUAGCAUUCAUUGAUUUUUUUAUAAGUAUGGAAUAGAGAUUAUUGUACAGAAAUAUAUGUAAGGUUAAUUACUGUUUCAUAGUUUAUGAUUGUUAAAUAAGUAAUGGUUUAAAUUUG
Messenger RNA from Homalodisca vitripennis (glassy-winged sharpshooter), 7760 nucleotides. RefSeq names its product protein germ cell-less. NCBI's taxonomy places the organism in Eukaryota, Metazoa, Arthropoda, Insecta, Hemiptera, Cicadellidae. The transcript is spliced from 8 exons. Gene Ontology annotation, molecular function: protein binding. Gene Ontology annotation, biological process: germ cell development. Bases 244 to 1686 code for a protein of 480 amino acids. The record is from RefSeq and is a predicted model, not a curated record.